Lutra lutra (Eurasian river otter) is the source of this 1047-nucleotide messenger RNA. Its product is annotated as thyrotropin-releasing hormone receptor-like. Gene Ontology annotation, cellular component: membrane. The record is from RefSeq and is a predicted model, not a curated record. Gene Ontology annotation, molecular function: thyrotropin-releasing hormone receptor activity. Lineage: Eukaryota; Metazoa; Chordata; Mammalia; Carnivora; Mustelidae. Gene Ontology annotation, biological process: phospholipase C-activating G protein-coupled receptor signaling pathway. The coding region runs from base 1 to 1047 and encodes 348 amino acids. The transcript is spliced from 2 exons.
AUGCCCCGGCCUCCGCUGGCUGUACUGGUGGUGACCUUGACCCUGGUGCCCCUCGUGUGCGCUGUCGGCGUGGCAGGCAGCGCCAUGGUGGUCCUGGUGGUGCUCCGGAGCCGCCAAAUGGUCACACCCACCAACUGUUAUUUGGUGAGCCUGGCUGCCGCUGACCUGCUGGUGCUCCUGGCGGCGGGAGUGCCCACCAUAGCGGAGGGGGCGUCCACCCGGGUUUGGAUCUUCGGCCACGCAGGCUGCCUGGGCAUCACCUACCUGCAGUACGUGGGCAUCAACGCGUCCACAGGCUCCAUCACCGCGUUCACCGUGGAGCGCUACCUCGCCAUCUGCCACCCGCUGCGCGCCCAAACUCUGUGCACGGUGGCAAGGGCCAAGCGCAUCGCCGCAUCGGUGUGGCUGGGCAUCAGCGCCUACUGCGUCCUCUGGCUCUUCCUGGUGGACACAAGCGAGACGGCGUACGCCGACGGCGUGCAGGUGCAGUGUGGCUACCGCGUGUCACGCUCUCUAUACCUGCCCAUCUACUUCCUGGACUUUGCGCUCUUCUAUGCGCUGCCCUUGGGCCUGGCCACCGCGUUCUACCUGCUCAUAGCGCGCAUCCUCUUUGUGGGGCCGCUGCCGUCUGAAGACCGGGGACACUCGGGCUCAGCGCACCAGGGUCGCCCCUCUGGCCACCAGCGCUACUCCUCCAGGGGCAAGAGAGGCGCCCUCAACUCCCGGAAGCAGGUCACCAAGAUGCUGGCUGUGUUGGUGCUGGUUUUCGCUCUGCUGUGGCUGCCUUACCGCACCCUGGUGGUGGUGAAUUCCUUCCUGAGCCCGCCCUACCUCAGCCCUGGCUUCCUGCUCUUCUGCCGCCUUUGCGUCUACCUGAACAGCGCAGUCAACCCCGUCAUCUACGCCCUUAUGUCCCAGCGCUUCUGGGAGGCCUUCCACAGUCUGUUUCAGUGCCAGCGGGCCGGUCCCCAGCUCCCGCCCCAGGAGGCCACCCCUGUGUACUACAGUGUCAUCAAAGAUUGUUCCCAGAUCAGGCCGGGCUCUUAG